AACUCCCAGAGGGCAGCACGGCCGCAGCAGCGGGCACCUGAGUUCCCAGGACAACCCAGGCCCUCCGGCGGAAGCAGCGGGAUCCGUGUGCGGUCUGAGGCUGUAGUGGGCGUCGCGGGCUUUUGCGCCGUGGAACUCGCGGUCGGCGCGACCACCUCUGCCCACCUUCUCAACACACUCCUCUGGGCCGCCAUGAAGGACUCGCUGGUGCUGCUGGCUCGCGUCCCGGCGCACCCGGACUCCCGCUGCUGGUUCUUGGCCUGGAACCCUGCGGGAACCCUCCUGGCGUCGUGCGGUGGUGACCGUAGAGUCCGCAUCUGGGGCACGGAAGGUGAGAGCUGGAUCUGCAAAUCUGUCCUUUCUGAAGGCCACCAGCGCACUGUGCGGAAGGUGGCCUGGUCUCCCUGUGGCAAUUACCUGGCCUCCGCCAGUUUUGAUGCUACCACUUGCAUUUGGAAAAAGAACCAGGAUGACUUUGAGUGUGUAACUACUCUGGAGGGCCAUGAAAAUGAGGUCAAGUCAGUGGCCUGGGCCCCUUCUGGCAACCUCCUUGCUACCUGCAGCCGAGAUAAGAGUGUGUGGGUCUGGGAAGUUGAUGAAGAAGAUGAGUAUGAAUGUGUCAGUGUCCUCAACUCUCAUACACAGGAUGUCAAACAUGUGGUUUGGCAUCCAAGCCAGGAGCUGUUAGCCUCUGCCAGCUAUGAUGACACAGUGAAGCUGUACCGGGAGGAAGAAGAUGAUUGGGUAUGCUAUGCCACCCUUGAAGGCCAUGAAUCCACUGUGUGGAGCUUAGCCUUUGACCCCAGUGGCCAGCGCUUGGCAUCUUGCAGUGACGACCGUACUGUGCGUAUCUGGCGCCAGUAUCUACCGGACAAUGAGCAAGGGGUGGCAUGCAGCGGCUCUGACCCCAGCUGGAAAUGUAUCUGCACUUUGUCAGGCUUCCACUCCAGGACCAUUUACGACGUUGCUUGGUGUCAGCUGACAGGGGCCCUGGCUACGGCUUGUGGCGAUGAUGCCAUCCGUGUGUUCGAGGAGGAUCCCAGCUCAGAUCCACAGCAGCCCACCUUCUCCUUGACAGCCCACUUGCCUCAGGCCCAUUCCCAGGAUGUCAACUGUGUGGCCUGGAACCCUAAGGAGCAGGGGCUUCUGGCCUCCUGCAGCGAUGACGGGGAGGUGGCCUUCUGGAAGUAUCAACGACCAGAAGGCAUCUGAGCCACCCUGACUUUGGACAGAAUCAUGGUUCCCCAGAAAAUGUCCUAAGACUUUCCCAGCCCUAAGAUGACCUGGAGGAGGACCCUUGACCUUCACCUAACUUGGCUCUCUUCCAUUCAGACUUGGGGAGAAGUGCAGAGUCAUAGAACCACUCACUCGUCCCCUUUGACAUGGGGCCCUUGGUAAAGAGCUAUAGAACAGCAGUUGGCUGUGGUUAUGCCACAGGUUUUGCUUGCUUGAGGGCCCAGUGUUCAGUUUUGGGGGGUGAAUAAAGUAUUUAUAGUCACCCUAUCUCUGUGUAGAAGGGGUACAUCUUAGGCUUUUCAGAAAUUGGAAGCUUUAUAGAAAUACGUCAUCUGAAUCCCAAGUCCUAUUUCAUAAGGACAUUCACAACUUAAAAGAAUUCCAUGGUGAGUCCUUUUCUGAAACAGGUCCUGCCUUCCUGGUUUCUGGGUAAAUUCUUACAUUUAAGACAUUCAGUCAGUAUUAGAAGGAAAUUUUUUUAAUGUAGGCUGGCUUAGAGUGAGACAUGCUUCUGCUUUCCCUUAGAAACUCGUGUUAUCUUCUGUGCCAGCCAUUAUGUUGUGGUGGCAACUGAAAAUGCUGAAAAAUAAAUCCGGAAGGGUAUGAACCCUAAAAGAGUUAUUACUGGCUACAGGCAUACAUUCUCAAUGAAGCUGAAAAUCAGUUCUUGGGGGGGGGGGCAAAAGAAAAUCUGAGAGACCAUCAUUUGUGGCUCUCUAAUGAACCUCCAGUAUUAAAUUUUCAUGGUGGGGGCGAAUAGAAAAAAGACAUCUAAUAAGGUUCAUUUAGGGGGAUGAUAAUGAAGAAUGGUAGACAAUCAGUCCUUAAGCUAUCACUUCAACCUCAUUCAGGUUGUCUUCUGGAAGUCACUUCCAUAAUGGGUUUGGACUUGAGGACCUCCCCAAAGCUAUAGCCUUCACCUGAUUUUUUUUCCACUAAGAUCACGACCUUGGGUUUUGAAAAGAGCUGAGGACAGUGUCUAGCGCAAUGGCUGUUAGUGUGUGGUCCCGA
Mustela erminea (ermine) is the source of this 2247-nucleotide messenger RNA. RefSeq names its product cytosolic iron-sulfur assembly component 1 (gene CIAO1). The record is from RefSeq and is a predicted model, not a curated record. Bases 193 to 1212 code for a protein of 339 amino acids. Gene Ontology annotation, molecular function: protein binding. Gene Ontology annotation, cellular component: cytosolic [4Fe-4S] assembly targeting complex. NCBI's taxonomy places the organism in Eukaryota, Metazoa, Chordata, Mammalia, Carnivora, Mustelidae. Gene Ontology annotation, biological process: iron-sulfur cluster assembly. The transcript has 7 exons.